Polyodon spathula (Mississippi paddlefish) is the source of this 2358-nucleotide messenger RNA. Its product is annotated as deoxynucleoside triphosphate triphosphohydrolase SAMHD1-like. The record is from RefSeq and is a predicted model, not a curated record. The transcript is spliced from 12 exons. Gene Ontology annotation, biological process: defense response to virus; regulation of innate immune response; dGTP catabolic process. Bases 1 to 1473 code for a protein of 490 amino acids. Gene Ontology annotation, molecular function: dGTPase activity. Gene Ontology annotation, cellular component: nucleus. NCBI's taxonomy places the organism in Eukaryota, Metazoa, Chordata, Actinopteri, Acipenseriformes, Polyodontidae.
AUGUCUGAGUUUGAAUCUCUUGUUCACCUGUGCAGGGUGUGUUACCUGGCGGGGAGGCUGGUCCAGGUGUUACAUGAGCGUCAGCCUGAGCUGCAGAUCAGCGAGAGGGACAUGCUGUGUGUGCAGAUCGCAGGACUGUGUCACGAUCUGGGUCAUGGUCCUUUUUCGCACAUGUUUGAUCGAAAGUUCAUCCCAAAAGCUUGUCCAGAGCUUGACUGGAAGCAUGAGAUGGCAUCACUGCAGAUGUUUGAUCACCUCAUCUCUGUCAAUGGGCUGAAGUCUGUGAUGAUGAAGCAUGGCCUGGAGCUUUCAGAGGACCUUCACUUCAUCAAAGAGCAGAUUGCAGGGCCUACCUACAUCCCCAAGGGAGACGGCCAGGAGACGACUUCAUGGCCGUAUAAAGGUCGGACAGAAGCCAAAGGUUUCCUGUACGAAAUCGUGGCCAACAAGAGAAACGGUAUAGAUGUGGACAAAUGGGAUUACUUUGCAAGGGACUGCUACCACCUUGGAAUCCAAAACAACUUCGACUACAAACGCUUCCUCAAGUUCGCUCGUGUUUGUGAAGUCGGGACAAAGAAACACAUUUGCACGAGAGAGAAGGAAGCUGGGAAUCUCUAUGAUAUGUUUCACACGCGAAACUGCCUCCACCGUAGAGCCUAUCAGCACAGGGUUGGGAAUAUCAUUGAAACAAUGAUUACUGAAGCGCUCCUGAAGGCAGAUCCCUACAUUCAGAUUGAAGGAUCACAUGGAAAGAAGUAUGCAAUCUCAACAGCUAUUCAAGAUAUGGAAGCCUACACCAAGCUUACAGAUCACAUCUUCCAGCAGAUCUUGUAUUCCAGCACCCCAGAGCUGGCAGAGGCCCGUGAAGUUCUCAAUAACGUUAUUUGCCGUAAACUCUACAAAUGUGUUGGACAAACGCAGCCCAAAUCCAAAACAAAGAUUUCAAACGAUCAACUUGACAUUUUGGCCAGUGAGGUCGCUCAAGCUUACCCACAGAACUCUACAGAUGUGAAGCUGCAAGCAGAGGAUUUUAUUGUCAAUAUCAUUUCCAUGGACUACGGAAUGAAGGAGAAGAACCCCAUAAAUAACGUGCGCUUCUACUGCAAGAACGACCCCCGAAAGGCAAUUCGGAUUCGCAGAGAUCAGGUGUCUCAGCUGCUGCCAGAGAGGUUUGCAGAGCAGCUGAUCCAGGUGUACUGCAAGAAAAUUGACAAGCAGAGUGUUGAGGCUGCCAAGAAAUACUUUGUGCAGUGGUGUAUAAACCGGGACUUCACCAAGCCACAGGAUGGGGAUAUUAGCGCUCCAGAGCUGACGCCACUGAAAGCCAGCUGGAUGGAACAGGAUGACUCUGAGGACGACUGCCCAGGUCCUACCAAUGGGACACUAGCCACUGUCAAACCAAGAACCAGGCUGUUCCAAAAGGAAGGCCCUAAUGUUAAUGGGGGAGGAGAAACCUUAAACAGUAGAGAUUGAUGAACCUGGAACUGGGCAAGAGGAGGAGGUGCCGAUUCCAACUUAAAACUCACAAAGUACAGCAUGAGAGUGACGCCAUUAAAUUAGCUGCUGCUUUUUUUUUGGGGGGGGGGGGGGGGGUUGUUUGGGCAAUAUGAUACCAAUCAUAAUAAUUGCUCACAAGUGAUUGUCAGAAUGUGAAUGCUUGCAGACAUUCACAGUGAUUGCCAAAGAGUGAGGCAAAGCUGUUUUUAUUGCACUGUACUUGAGUCAGCUGUGACUUGUGCAUGAGCAAGAAGCCUAUCUGGGCUGUAUGAAUGCUGGCUUUUUAGGAUGUCAUAGUUUAAAUUAAACUACAAAAUGUGUGUAGAACUUUUUUUUUUCUAUCCAAACUACCGUAGGCCAUAUUUGUUUCGAAUGUAAAAUCCUUACUAGAUUUUAGUUUCUUUUCUAACUCCAGAAGUUUUUCAGUUUCCAAAAUUAGGUGGAAAUCGACAAACUGCCAUGUGCAUCAGCAGGCUAGACGUGGGUGUAAUGAAACUUGUCGUUUUAACAUUUCAAUAACAGUAAAACCAGGUCUUGGGUUUGAAACUAACCAUAUCCAAAUGCCAUUCAUUUCAAGGAAGUCUGUUUGCACCUCAAAAUAUGAAUAUUCCCUACAGUGCUGUUUCUAUUCUACGUGAAACUGAAACAUUAAACUAGUAACCGCAAGGUCAUUUAAAAAAGGGCCAUGUUUAUCAAGGUCUGUCCCCAAGCCCAAUUAUAAAAUGUAAUUGUUUCUGUUUGUACUCUUGAUAGUUUUAGUUUGCCUAGUAAUUAAGAAACAAUGGUUUUAAUACUUGGUGGAAGCGCCUUUGGCAGCAAUUACAGCUGUGAGACUGUCGGGAUAGGUCUCUACCAACUUUG